Messenger RNA from Lactuca sativa (garden lettuce), 1601 nucleotides. Its product is annotated as ADP/ATP translocase 1, mitochondrial. Gene Ontology annotation, cellular component: mitochondrial inner membrane. NCBI's taxonomy places the organism in Eukaryota, Viridiplantae, Streptophyta, Magnoliopsida, Asterales, Asteraceae. The record is from RefSeq and is a predicted model, not a curated record. Gene Ontology annotation, molecular function: ATP:ADP antiporter activity. Gene Ontology annotation, biological process: mitochondrial ADP transmembrane transport; mitochondrial ATP transmembrane transport.
GAGAGGCCCGAUGGCCUAAUUGUAAUUCAGCCCAAAAGAAUACCCUUUACGGUCAAUGUUCGCAACCCUCAGGUCAGCUCUUUCUCCUCCUCAUAAACCCUUCUACGCUCCUUCAUUUCGUCCUCCAACCCUUUCGCCGCUUUUCUGGAGCCGCAGCAUACGCGGAUCCAUUCAUUCGCUUCUCUCUCUCGAAAGGGGUCAUGACGAUCGAUCAUUCACAUCACCCAAGUGUUUCCCAGAAGCUCGGUCUUCUUGGAUCCAGCAUGACACAGCUUCGUGCUCGUGAGACUGGAGUCCAGCAGCCACUUUACCAGAGGCAAUUUCAAUAUGGAAAUUACUCAAAUGCUGCAUUUCAGCACCCAACUCAGUCAUCAGCUGAACUUUCCAUGAUUGUGCCAAAAGUAUCACCGAUCUGUGUUCAAGCCCCAGCUGAGAAAGGUCUUCAAGGGUUUGCUAUUGAUUUUCUCAUGGGUGGUGUCUCUGCUGCUGUGUCAAAAACAGCUGCUGCACCCAUUGAACGUGUGAAGCUUUUGAUCCAGAAUCAGGAUGAGAUGCUUAAGUCUGGUAGGUUGGAGAAACCAUACAAAGGUAUCGGUGAAUGCUUUAGCAGAACCAUUAAGGAAGAAGGUUUCGGAUCUUUGUGGAGAGGAAACACUGCUAAUGUCAUUCGUUAUUUCCCAACCCAGGCUUUGAACUUUGCUUUUAAGGAUUACUUCAAGAGGCUGUUCAACUUCAAGAAGGACCGUGAUGGCUACUGGAAAUGGUUCGCCGGAAACUUGGGAUCCGGUGGUGCCGCUGGUGCCUCCUCCCUACUUUUUGUCUACUCUCUUGAUUAUGCAAGAACCCGUUUGGCUAAUGACGCCAAGGCUGCAAAGAAGGGAGGUGAAAGGCAAUUCAAUGGUCUUGUUGAUGUGUACAAGAAGACUCUUGCUUCUGAUGGAGUUGCUGGACUUUACCGUGGAUUCAACAUUUCAUGUGUUGGAAUCAUUGUUUACCGUGGUCUUUACUUCGGAUUGUACGAUUCCUUGAAGCCAGUUGUCCUCACUGGCAAGAUGCAGGAUAGUUUCUUUGCUAGUUUUGCUCUUGGUUGGGUGAUCACAAAUGGUGCUGGUCUUGCAUCUUACCCUAUCGACACAGUGAGAAGACGUAUGAUGAUGACAUCUGGUGAAGCCGUUAAGUACAAGAGCUCAUACGACGCCUUCUCCCAGAUCCUGAAAAACGAAGGUGCCAAGUCACUGUUCAAGGGAGCUGGAGCCAAUAUCCUUCGUGCUAUUGCUGGUGCUGGUGUCCUUUCUGGAUACGAUAAAUUGCAGCUUAUCGUUUUCGGCAAGAAGUACGGAUCAGGCGGCGGCUAAUACUUUUCCUUUCAUAAUUAUCUGCAGAUGGUGACGACCAACAAACCAAAACAAAGCUUUUGAAUUUUGAGGGUUUUUCUUCUUUCUCUCCUCUUGCUCGGUUUGAAUAAUAAGGAUUCAGUUUUGGGAGUGUUCCCUUUUGAAAUAUGGAUUUUUCUUUAUCUUUUUGUUAAGUGUUAUUGUGAACCUCUAUCAUUAGAGAGCAGUACUGAUUUUUAAUAGGUAAAACGAUAUUAAUUUGGAUGA